AUUCAGCUGUAACGACGUUGAGUGCACAGCCAUCGCGUCGAACUUUCCACACAACCACCACGGUCCACGAGGCCUCGAAUAAAUGACGAAUCGUUCACCUCGCCCUCACUAACGUGAACGACAAUUUCCCGUCGCUAGAACCAUCAGCUCCCCGAACCAGAUACUAAUUCUUCAACGCGUUUAAUUAAAUUUGUGGAUGACUCCGGCAACCGCCAAGACAGUACAUCGGACUCAUGGCAACGUUUGAACACUUGUGUAUCAGAUAGGGAAACCGUCAACCAAGAAGGUGUAGGUCAGAUCCGGGUCAAGGCUUAGGCCAGAUUAGUCGGAGACGUCUUACCGUUAGCCUUUCACGUUUUGAGUACUAUACUACUACUAUGAUAGAGUACAGACGCCGUUUCAUCUCUUCGGGCUCGAGUACACUAGCAACUCUUAAUCCGGUUCCUUUAUUUCGGCGCCUUACAAAGUCAAUUAUUUACGACAUUAUACAAAGUCCUUGUUGUAUAUGAAGCAGGUUGGAACAAUUGCGAGUUCACUCGCCCCUCCCGACCCGUGAUCCUCACCCUCCGAUAUCCGACCAUGUUUGUUCCAAGGACGGCGUCACUGAGCCCCUCAGCAGAGGACUUGCGCCUCAGAGAAACCAUAUUCAAUGCUAUCUCAUAUCUGAGUGUAAUAUCCUGCACUAUAAUCAUCCUCAUUGCUAUCCUUUUGUCUCUUCAUUCUUUGUCGAAACAAAAAACGGACCGAGUCAGUUUCCGGAUUAUGGUAUACGCGUUAUGUACAAGCGUGGUAUACUCUAUAACUAUGUAUUUAGUAAAUCGUGUUCACGGUCAAACGGCGUGUCGUGUUACGGGAUCGUCGACGGUCUUUGGUCUACACCUAUCAUCCUUCCUGUUCUUCUGCAUCGGCCUCAACCUUCAACUGGUCAUGAUACAUGGGAUUGACGGAGCGAAAGCAGAAAAGUACUAUGUUUGGGGCAGCCUAUCAUUGGCGCUAGUUCUGGGGGUCUUGACAUACGUAUCGAAUCAAUUAACGUAUGAUUCUAAAGUGGGAUGUUACUACUACGACCCCAACCCUGUCAGAGGCUUUUGGUGGCGUGUGCGUGAAUGGCUUCCAGAUUAUCUACAAAUUGCAGUACGAUUUCAACGUUCAAGGUAUUUCACACAGAUGGGUAUGCAGAAUAUAUGGAGCUUCCUCACUAUGGCAGGAGAACUCGUCACGUUUUGUUCGGUGGUCAUUUACAUGAUUCGUGUAAAGGUUUUCUCUCCCGGACCUAGUCUAGCAGCAACAGUACCGGGUUCCCAGAGACUCUCAGCAUCGCACCAGUACCGCAAACCUCUGGGACCUAGACAGUACCGGAACAUUGUAUUGCGAAUCUCACUCUAUCCCCUCUCGUCGUUAGCUACAUCGGGACUCGCAGCUGUAGGGACCGUCUCUCGUCCCACCCAGGCAAUCAACACUCGAUCAGACUGGAUUGCCGUAAGCACCUUUCGCGCUGUUUUCUUAUCCCGUGGUACGGUCUACGCGUUGGUCGCCUGUGCAGAUCCGGCUAUCACUCAAGGCCUGAAAGUGUUAUACAGACACUAUACACGACGACAGACAUCGAGCCUCUCACCGUCAACCCAGAUCGACAUUGCUCCUCCUUUGGCUAGUCAUAGCAGCUCAAAUGCAGCGGCUGACCUCGAGCUCGAAGGAAUCCCUGACCCGAAGAACGAAAGUUUACGUCGGGCAUGCCUUCGAGAAUCUAGGAGCAGCGUGACUCUGCCAAAGACAGCUGUGACACUUCCAAGCAGGGAGGGUACUCAUUCUGGCACUAGGUUCAAUUGUACCGCGGGUACAGGUGUGGGGAGCGAAACCCAGAUCAUUGAAUCUGACGGCGUUCAGCAUCAUUAUUCAUACCCAUAUUUGAGGCAAUUGUAAGAAAGGACAAUAGCUUUGUUUUACUGUAGGUCAACGGGAACGGGACUCCUGAAGAAUUUCUAAUGUUGUACUUUGUCGUUUAAGUAUGGCAUUCACUUCAACCUAGAGUCCACUAAUCACAUGUGUGCACUAGUAGUCUUCUGGUACGUACUGUAUAUAACUCACUCACCUGUAUUAAUAACGCCGGACAAAUGUUAUUGCUA
This is a messenger RNA of Marasmius oreades (fairy-ring Marasmius), 2123 nucleotides long. RefSeq lists its product as uncharacterized. The record is from RefSeq and is a predicted model, not a curated record. Bases 580 to 1920 code for a protein of 446 amino acids. Lineage: Eukaryota; Fungi; Basidiomycota; Agaricomycetes; Agaricales; Marasmiaceae. The transcript is spliced from 12 exons.